Telopea speciosissima is the source of this 1334-nucleotide messenger RNA. Its product is annotated as indole-3-pyruvate monooxygenase YUCCA6-like. Gene Ontology annotation, molecular function: N,N-dimethylaniline monooxygenase activity; flavin adenine dinucleotide binding; NADP binding. The record is from RefSeq and is a predicted model, not a curated record. Gene Ontology annotation, biological process: auxin biosynthetic process. The transcript has 4 exons. Lineage: Eukaryota; Viridiplantae; Streptophyta; Magnoliopsida; Proteales; Proteaceae. The coding region runs from base 1 to 1299 and encodes 432 amino acids.
AUGGACUUGUGGAGGAGAGAAAGAAAAGGCAAAAUGGUUCAUGACAACUUCCACAACAAGAUGAUUUGUGUUCCUGGUCCGAUAAUUGUCGGUGCCGGCCCAUCUGGUUUGGCCACGGCAGCUUGUCUCACAGAAAGUGGAGUUCCAAGCUUAAUCCUUGAAAGGGCUAGUUGUAUAGCUUCUCUUUGGCAGCUCAAAACUUAUGAUCGUCUUUGUCUCCAUCUUCCUAAGCAAUUUUGUGAGCUUCCUCUCAUGCCAUUUCCUGUUGGUUUUCCUACUUAUCCAACCAAACAACAUUUCUUGGAGUAUUUGGAAUCUUAUGCCAAGGUGUUUGAUAUAAAGCCUAGUUUCAAUGAGACUGUGAAGAGUGCAGAGUACGAUCAUAGCCUUGGACUUUGGAAAGUGAAAACUAUGGGUUUGAAGGAAGAGACUGAGUACGUUUCUAGGUGGUUGGUGGUGGCUACCGGAGAGAAUGCAGAGGAAGUGUUGCCGGAGAUAGAAGGUAUGACUGAUUUUAAUGGUUCUAAAUUACACACGAGUCAAUAUAAGAACGGUCAGACCUUCGACGGAAAGAAAGUGCUGGUGGUUGGUUGUGGCAAUUCAGGGAUGGAAGUUUGUUUAGACCUCUGCGAUCAUAAUGCUCGCCCAUCACUUGUGGUCAGAGACACAGUGCACGUCUUGCCACGAGAGAUGCUGGGAAGAUCAACUUUCGGGCUGUCCAUGUGGUUGCUCAAGUGGUUCCCAGUAAGCCUUGUCGAUAGAUUCUUGCUCUUCGUCUCUCGUCUUAUGAUCGGCGACACUUCACGACUCGGCCUGUGCCGUCCAUCUCUCGGCCCACUCGAGCUAAAGAGCAUGGCCGGCAAGACUCCCGUCUUGGACGCAGGCACUCUCGCUAAGAUCCAAUCCGGUCAAAUAAAGGUUUGCAGAGGAAUAAAGCGACUAACGCAUCACGCAGCGGAGUUUGUUGAUGGAAAGGUUGAGAAUUUCAACGCCAUUAUCUUUGCAACUGGUUACAAAAGCAACGUACCUUCUUGGUUAAAGGAGAGAGAUUUGUUUUCAGAAGAAGAUGGGUACCCUAAGAAGCCAUUCCCAAAUGGAUGGAAAGGGGAGUGUGGGCUUUACGCAGUGGGGUUCACAAAACGUGGAUUGCUGGGAGCGUCUAUGGAUGCCAGGAGGAUAGCUCAAGAUAUCGAGCGCUGCUGGAAAGCUGAGUCCAAGCAUCUAUCUAACUGUAGUCGCUUCUCCUCGUCCACCACCGUCUCCACCACCACCACCACCACCACUACUAUCAUGAUCUGAUGACUCCUUUUCUUUCUUUCUUUCUUUUUACAUUU